Physella acuta is the source of this 3350-nucleotide messenger RNA. Its product is annotated as protein NYNRIN. Gene Ontology annotation, biological process: DNA integration. Lineage: Eukaryota; Metazoa; Mollusca; Gastropoda; Physidae. The record is from RefSeq and is a predicted model, not a curated record. Gene Ontology annotation, molecular function: nucleic acid binding.
AUGAUCAAGUCGAUCUCGGCCGUAGCUCUACUAGGUCUGGCUUCUGGCUGUGGUCUCACAUUAGCUUCAUUAACCAGCACUAAUUGGAUGAUAAUUGAUGAUCAAACCUUCAUCGGUCUGUUUUCUAAAUGCAGCAAUUCGCACUGUGAGCACCUCAACUUUACAUUGGAAUCAUUUGGUACAGAAAAACAAUCUCAAUACAAGGCGGUGCGGGGGUUGAUUGUAGCAGGUCUGAUUGUGGGAGUAUGUGGAUUCCUGACCGCUUUAGGUUUCAUCAUUGACGCUGUGAAAGGCAGAGGCGUGAAAAGUAUAACAUUAUUACGAUCUUCAUUAGUACUUAAUCCAUUAGCUGGUGGUGGAGAUGUCACCACACGGGUCCCACCAGAGGUGGCAAUAUCAACACCUCAACCUGUCCCUCUGGAGGCCCACUGCAAUUUCUUGUCUUCGGCCUUUCCGGCCGAUGUGAAGAAUGCCCAACAGGUAGACUCAACCAUCCAGGAGAUCCUACCCUUCCUGACGCCCGGCCACAGAUUACAUUCCUCGACUUUAUCACUCCCAGCCCAGAUUCUCCUGAGACAAAAGUCGAGACUCAGGUUGAAGGACGGUAUCCUACAGCGCACAGUGAAACUGCCAGGUCAAGGGGAAAUCGCACCAUGCGUUAUCCCCAAUCAACUACGACCAGAGGUACUCCGUCUAAGUCACAACGACAACGGCCACCAAGGACCAGACCGCUGCCUGCAGCUGUUACGGCAACGAUGCUACUGGCCGGGGAUGGAGGCAGAUAUACGCCAGUACUGCCAGGCAUGUGACCGCUGCCAGCACGCGAAAAUGACCAGUCUGAAGGUGCACCAGCCUAAAGGUCAUCUUUUGGCCACCAUGCCCCUAGAGGUUGUGGCAGUCGACUUCACCCUGAUGGACAAAGCGGCAGACGGUACGGAGGAUGUAUUGAUUCUCACCGAUGUUUUCACCAAGUGGACAGUUGCUGUUCCGACGAAGGACCAGACUGCCAAAACCGUGGCGAAGGCCCUGGUGCAGAACUGGAUAGUUCACUACGGUGUCCCCAGGCGACUACACUCGGACCAGGGCAAAUGCUUUGGGGCAGCCGUAAUACACGAACUGUGCGACCAUUAUGGGAUACAGAGGUCCCGAACAACGGCAUACCACCCCCAAGGAAACGGCCAAGCAGAGAGGUUCAACCGGACCCUACACGAUCUGCUUCGGACCCUACCUGUUGACAAGAAGAAGGACUGGCCUCGGUACCUGACCGAGCUGGUCUUCCUGUACAAUACAACCCCGCACUCGUCAACAGGUUUCUCCCCGUUCCAGCUGUUGUUUGGGCGUGAGGCAGCCAUCCCCUUGGACCUAUUUUUAAAUCAAGCCCCUCCAGCAAACAGUGGUGGUACUGGAGAUUACCUCCAGGGCCACCUAACACGACUGGCCAGCCUGCACAAACUAGCCCAGGAGAGGCUGCAAAUAGAGGCCACCAAGAGGGACAGACAGGCCAAUAACAGGCCAGCCGCUGAACUGGCCAUAGGCGACCUGGUCCUGUUAAGGCAGCACCCCCUGGGCAGGCACAAAAUGGCGGAUCUGUACGGCCCGACAGUUUACGUCGUGGUCGAAGUACCUCCGAUCACCGGCGGGUGUUACGCCAUUAAGAAGAAAGAUGGCCCUUCUGGCACCCGCCGGGUGGCCAGCACCCAGAUCAGGAGAUAUGUGCCUCCCCGGGCUCAACCACCCUCCCCAAGGCCGGUCAAAGUGAUACCGCCGGCUACUCCAGGCUACAGCCACAUAAUUUAUAAGGUCCAAUUGCCGGGGACCAGAGCAGCCGGUAACCCCACAGUACCUGACAUACCUCUGCGUAGGUCGGUCAGGGAGCGCAGAGUCCCUAGUAGGCUAGACUUGUGAUUGUACCCUGUGGGCUGAUUUUUUUGACAAUGUUUUUUUGUAAAAUUUAUGAUCGUGCCCUGUGGGCUGAUUUUUUUUGCAAGUUCUUUUGCAAAGUUUUGUUUUUUGUAACAUGUAUGAUUAGGCCCUGUGGGCUGAUUUUUUUGCAAGUUCUUCCUGCAAAGUUUUUUGUAACAUUUAUGAUUAUGCCCUGUGGGCUGUUUUUUUCAAGUUUGUUAGCUUGCGGUGACCGCAAGCUUUAGGGGGCGUGUAUGUGAGCGGCUGGAGUGUAUUUUUAUUAUUUGUAACUUAGAAGGCGAAUGUAUCGUUUCGUUUCAUGUCGUAAAUUGUUCGUAUUUUUUUAGUUGUGUAGUCCCGUAUUAUGGCGCCGCUGUCUCACUGUUUAUGUCCCUGGUUAUAGCUAGUUUAUAUAUAUUUCGUUUAUAUUGUUGUCAUUGUUUAUAGUAAGUGUCUUUUUAUAAUAUUCUGUUGCAUGUUUCGUCGUGUUUGGUUUGUUAUCCGUGAAUUAGGGACUAUUUGUUUACGUGUAGCGUGUGAGGUGUGUGGAAGUCGGGUUCCGGCUUGUUCAACUCUGUCUUUUGUGUGUAAAGCUGCGGUGAAGGGAGCAGGCAGUCUCUCUGGUCAUCGGGUGAAAAGCAUAGCAAAUUCGCACCAUCCAGCCAUAUUUAUUUUGUGUUUGUGUUCGUCGUAGUCCUGGUGUCAUUACAAUACUUGGCUCAGUAGUCUUCGCGACAACAAUCUUUCAAAACUCAGAGCACACGUCGGCAACAUCUCUGGGCUAUUCUUUUGGGAUGUCUGUAGCUGGGGGCGUAUUAAAGGCCAUCGCUGGAGUACUUGUUUAUAUUGGUGGACCCAGGACAGUAACAGCUGCUGCUUUUCUGAUUGACCAUCAACAAUUGAGUGGUAUUAACCCCCCACCUAUCUACACACCCCCAACAGAGUCCUACUUGAUUGCUCAGUAUACACCCCCGCCUGCUUACAGAAAUGAGAAAGCUUCACCGCCAUCUUACUUUGAGCAACAUAAUCUACUUCCCCCGCCUUAUGAAGUCUUAACAGAGGAGUCAUCUUGAUCUAUUUGCAACCUACCUAAAAGUGCAAUAUUUUUCAUCUUCUCAUUUUGUAUUGGCAUACAUUUUAGCGACUUUGUAAUGACUACGGCAUACCAAAACUCCUACCUGUAUGUAAAUCAUAUGACAAUUUAAUAGAAUGAGGUUUCCGUGUUACAUGGGCUUUAGAGUUUUCUAAGGAUAGUCCAGUUUCUACUGAGUGUAAUGAAACUGCCACCGUCAAGACACGAUUUUCUGGUUCAAUCAUCUGGCAUUUCGCUAGAGAGGACAUCAAAACUCUUUUUUAAAAUGUUUUUGAAAAAUAUAACAAUUGAAGCUUAUUUUUAUUUUAAUAUUUAAAAUUAAUAAUGUAUUCUAUGCAAUAAAAUGUGCAAAUGC